This is a messenger RNA of Capsaspora owczarzaki ATCC 30864, 1382 nucleotides long. RefSeq lists its product as hypothetical. NCBI's taxonomy places the organism in Eukaryota, Filasterea, Ministeriida, Capsasporidae. The coding region runs from base 86 to 1294 and encodes 402 amino acids. The transcript has 5 exons. Gene Ontology annotation, molecular function: lipid binding. Gene Ontology annotation, cellular component: endoplasmic reticulum. The record is from RefSeq and is a predicted model, not a curated record.
GGGUUGGCCCGUCAGAAUCUUAGAACCUCAGUCUACUUUUUCAAUCUCAAUCUUCACGCUCCAGUCUCACUUCCCCAAACAACUCAUGGACGCCAUAUUGCGUGGCGGUGCAGCAGCCACCAAAGCAGUAUCGUCGGCAGCAGCAGCCGCCAUCACUGGCGCAGGCACAGAUGCUCAGGCUGGCUCUGGCGCUGGAGCAGCAGCUGAGGCUGGCUGGCUGUCGUACUGGACGAGCGACGCGCCGCGCGACACUUCGGCUGCUGGAUCGUCGUCGAUGCUUGGCUUUGCAUCAUCGUCGUCGUCGUCGUCGUCGUCGUCGGCGGUGGUGCCGUUCCUGGCCGGGAUGAUUGUCGGCCAGACGCUGCUCAUUGCGACCAUCCUCACACUGCUCUGGCUGCUCGUCCUGCGCAACAACCCACGCCAACCAUCAUCGGGAUCGGGAUCAGCAUCGGCAUCAGGGUCAACAUCAGCAUCAGCUGGGUCAAUCACAACAGACGCCAAUGGCAAAGCCUCGAAAUCCCCAAUCCGAGUCCGCGUCUCACGCCAGAGCGAGCAGGCAUUCUUCAAAGCGCUGCACCAACAGACGUUUGCCAAGACAAAAGCAACGAAUGAAACUUGCCUGUGGCUGAAUGUGGUGCUCGCACGCAUCUAUCACGACGUGACCAGCUCAGAUGCGGUCAUGGAUCGGCUCUUGCGGUUUCUCAAGACCUCGCUCAACUCGGCGCGCAAUCCUCCGUUCCUGGGUCCCAUUUCGGUCGAGUCGCUGGUGCUCGGCGACGCAAUCCCUGUGAUUGAGAACGUCGUCGUCAACACUGACUACAAUCCAAGCGGUUCUCAGCCGCUGGACCUGCGAGCCGUUUUCACAAUCGAUUUCCAGGGCGAAAUUGCACUCACCUGCAACACAUCGCUGGUCUUGAAUUGGCCCGUGGACGGACUGGCUUCCACAUCAGUCACCGCGACCGUUCGGUUGACCAGCGUUCGUGCCAAGGUCCAAUUACAUCUCCCGUGCCCGAUCCGCUCCACCGACAUGCCCGAGGCGCCGGAAAACAUGUUUUCCUUUGCCUUUGUGGAAGAGCCACAGUUCUCCUUCACAACUGACACGGCCAUUGGUCAACGCGUGCACCUUUCUUCGGAAAAGCUUGCCUCGAUCAUCACAACCAAUGUUCGCAAGGCGCUGAUUAACAAGUGCGUUCUGCCUGCACAAAUUCGAUUCCAGCUAUUCUCCGAGUUGGUUGAGCAACGUCGCGCCACAGCUGAACAGCGGGCUCGUGCACAACCGCCAGUAAUGCUUUGAGCAGAAAGUUGAAACAAAAAAAAUCGAUCGGUUUAAAUCGCUUUGCAUGAAAAAUGUAGCAUUUAUUAAAUGAUAUUGACGAAAACGC